Molecule: messenger RNA, 1017 nt
Organism: Panicum virgatum (switchgrass)
Lineage: Eukaryota; Viridiplantae; Streptophyta; Magnoliopsida; Poales; Poaceae
Exons: 2
Coding region: 69-911 (280 amino acids)
Source: RefSeq, a predicted model, not a curated record
ACGACCAGGGCUCCGAGGGGCGCCGCCCGUGGCGGCGCGCAGGACCACGCGAGGGGCGCCAGCACCCAAUGGAGGCUGCAGGACAUUCUUGGCUUCCUACAGGGAUGGACCCUAAGUCGAGCUACUUGUUGGAAUUCAGACUCAGUGCUAAUCCUAAAAAGCGUAGGAAGGAUUUUUCAUACUUUACCUUCAGCAAGGUUGUGGAUUCUGAUCUAUGCAAUUUCAAGGACCUCGUUCGAGAAAUUGUGGAUCAGUACCCUCAUGGAUACCAAGAAGUUGUGCAUGUUUUUUAUUAUGAUGCUGUCACAAAAUGCUCUCCUAAAAUUACAACCGAUCAGGAACUCCUUGAGAUGUUCCGCAAAUAUGUUGAUAGCAAGGUAGUUCGCAUGACCAUCACAUACACUGAUCCCACAGAUUAUGUGCCUGUUCCUGAGUGCUACACUCCAGAAAAUUCAGAUAUGCUUGAUAUCCCAUGCACCUCAUCUAUGCCUUGUCCAUCUUUAGCUGCAGCAAGCCAACCCACUGAGCCAAUAUCUAGCCAACAUACGAAGCCAACAGCAAGGCAGCCCACUGAACCUAGCACAAAUGAACCUAAUAAUGAUGUUGAGUGUCUAGCAAAUCCUCGUCCACAUAAGGAACAUGUGGGUGUCCAUGAUGAAGCCUUCUACCAACCUGCUCGUAAAACACAUGUGGGUGAGAAAAACGACUCCGAGUCUGAUUCCGAAUCUGAUGUGGAGUACGAGGAUGAGGAUGGCUUAAUUGGAAAUGAUCCUUUGCCACCCGUGCCAAUUGUAGCUUAUGAUCGAGAUGACCCUCCAAUGAGUGUAGGCAGCGUAUAUCCCAACAUGAAGCAAUUUAAGUUGGCACUUAAUCAGCAUCCUAUCAGGCAUGAAUUUGAGUAUCUCACUUAAAAGAGUGAUCCAGGAAGAGUGAGGGCUUAUUGUGAAAGAAGGUGGAAGAAGGGUGUAGGUGGAGAUUACAUGCAUGCACAAAGGAAGACAAAUCAUUGAAGGUAAC